Molecule: messenger RNA, 5156 nt
Organism: Pocillopora damicornis (cauliflower coral)
Lineage: Eukaryota; Metazoa; Cnidaria; Anthozoa; Scleractinia; Pocilloporidae
Source: RefSeq, a predicted model, not a curated record
UCUUGCGUUGGAUAUUCUCUCUCGGUCAGUUCUCUCACCAACACCCUCACGCAUCUCCUUUGCUAAAUGUCGAAGUUUUAAAACGCGGUUUCGGGGAAUUAUCGUCUCGCAAUGGCGCUCGAAUCAACAGUGAAGAAGCGAACAAAUCUUCUAACCAUUGUAGACAGGCUCGUUAAAAAGACUGAAACGCGAGAGGAAGUCUCUGUUCCGAAAAAAAAGAAUGAACACUUGUCUCCUCUAAGACCAGCUGUGCCUAUCAGUAACAGCAGGUCAUAUUUAUUACCACCCACACCAUCAUCGGAUCCAGCAUCACCCUCCGUCAGUGAUCAGGAGAGUGUCAGUGAUGAUGAACAAGUAAAUGACAAACAAACCGUUGUAGAGGAAGAAAAAGAGGAAGUCAAGAAAGGUGUUCCCAAGCAACCACCAAGAUGUGAUGUGUGUGGGUUAAGAGCAUUCAAGUCUUACCGUUUCAUCAGUCGCACCAGUGCACCAGUGCACUUAAAAAGCUUUGUCACCCCAGAGCAUGACCGCCUCAGGGUUUGCAAAAGAUGUUUCAGCUCACGAGAGCGCUGCCGGCAAAACCUGGCGCUUAUAUUGCUGCGUUCCAAGACCAGCCAGAGGAUUCAUCUGCGGACACCUCUUGGUGUUACCUACAAUCGUGCCUCUAAAGGUAUGGAUUACAUUGCACGAGACCUCAAGAAAAGGUUGAAAAGGCCCUAUGAGGACCUCCUUUGUGAUGAAACAAUGGCUGAUGAAGAUGAAAUGGAAGUAGAAGAUGAAAGAUUUAUGUUGAAUGGAAGUAAAACAAAGAAUAAAGAAGGACAAUUCCCUAAACUAAUUUUGGCUGAAAAUGGGAAUUUUAAGCAAAGUGUAGUUACACCACCCUCUCCUGUUAAAAGUGUUGGAAUUGUGACCGUUGUGAGGCAUCAAAGUGGAAAAUACAAUUCUACACCAAAUUGUUUCACACUUUAUGGAGAUGUUGACAGCCUAAAGGACAAGGAUAAAGCAAGUGAGCAAGUUGAGAAACAGAACGAAAAUAAUGCUCCAGUAAAUGUAACAGAAAAUCUCAAAAAACUGGUGGAUCACAAUAAUUCACUGCCAACAGCUCUGAGUGGAUCAGAGAAUUCUGAGAUAAACAACAUCAAUAACAAGUUGACAUUUCUGGACCAUGCCUAUGCCUUACCACCCCCCAAGGGUAAGAUGUCACCAUCUCAUAAUGCAAUCCCUAAGCCUGUGAAGUCUCCUCUUCCAAAGGCAGCCAAAGUGGAGAGUGGUGUUAAACAAGAGCCUCAGAAAAAGACAGAUGGCCAGACAUCUACUACAGAAAGAACUUGUGGAAUAGUCUGCUUUCUUUGUGACAAACUGGUCACAAAAUCCUACAGCUGUUACAAGAAGGAAAAUGCCCCUGAUAAAAUCAAGCAUCUGUUUACUCCAGGAGUGAAGAUUGUGAAAGUUUGCCGUAGGUGUAUGCCUUAUAAGAAACCCAAAGAAGCUGAUAAUGGGGCAGGAGCUGGCAAAGGGAAAGUGAAGGUUGUCAAAGGAAAACUUGCAAAACUUCACACUGCCAAGCUGAUCAAAAAUGCCAAAACAAUUGGAAAGGUCAAUUCUGUCAAGGGAAGUGAGAAAGCAAAGGUCACGAGUGUGGAAAAGAACAGUGUAAAGUCACCAGUAAGAGAUGACAAGAAAAGAAAAGAGAGUGGAAAGGAUGAGAAGUCCAAACCUCAACCAGCUUCAAAGAAAUUGUGUACACCAGCUGUACAAACAAAGAAGGCUCCAUCAACAAAGGGAGUGUUGACUAAAGAAUAUAAAAUAGUGAAUGUGAAGUUUGUGUCAGCUGUGCCAAAGGGCAUUCAGACGAUUGUCAAAGGAGCAUCAAAGACUGAUGUUGGAAAAUCAAACAAAGGUUCUAAUGUGAGUAGUAAGGCAUCAUCAACCUUACCAAAAAGCAAUGUACCAAAAAGUGAUACGAACUUGACAGAAAAAGCGAACAAUAACAUUACAGUUGAAAAAGAAACUUCCACAGCAAGUAAGCUGAAGUCAGUGUCAGUGAAAGUAGAUUCUGGGACACAGUCAAUGAAGUCUAUGAUUGGUAUCAGCAAAGUGAAAGGUAAGGAAAGUGAUUCAUCAUCACCAAGUGAGGGUGUUUUGAAAGAUGAUACAGAUUUGUCGAUGAGUAAAAAUGGGGACUCUCGAGAGAUAAAUGAUGUUGAUGUUUCAGAUGUGCCUAAGGAAAAAGAAAAAGUGACUGAAAAUAUAUGUGCUGAAUCAAAAGCAAGUGAAGAUGUUUCUACUAUUGAUGUGGAGGAAAUUUCAAAAACAAGUUCUAAAGAGAAGAACAGAGAAGAAAUGAAUUCAAAAAUGACUGUAACAGACAAAGAACCAAAAGAUAAACAGAAUGAAAAAGAUGGAGAAAAACUUGAAGAAAGUAAAUUGGAAUCUAAAAAUACAGAGGAACCCAAAGAGUCAAAGGAAGUCAAGGAAAAAACAACAGACUCUAAAAGCAUUUUGGAUAUUAUUAUGACAAGGGGAAGACGAUCAGCAUCACUCUCUCCAGUUGUAUUGAGAGGGACAGAUUCUUCUGAAGUUGCAUCACCAAGGAAGGGAAGAAGUUCAGGGACUCCAGACAGAAAACGCGAAGAUAAACAAAUAAUGCCAACAAUAAUGACCCGAAAGAGACUGGCUUCAUUUUCUGAGUCAGAGGCAGAGAAAAAAACAGAUGAAACUCCUGGUGGCAAAAGGAGGGCUGUUGCUGCUGCCUUGCUUGAGAAAAUGUCCAGGAAAACUAAUGAUACACCAUCUUCCGCAAGUACUGCUUCAAGCAAAGUAAAGCAAGAGCAUACUUAUGCAAAGGAAACUAAAGAUGCAAAAGAACCAGAUAAAGAAGUAAAGGGGCAUUCUAUGACAAGAAGAAAUCAAGUACCUGUGAAAUGUGCAGGAUGCAAUGAAAAGGUUGUGAAGUCAUACAGAUGUGUUAUGCGCACUGAAGCUCCUUCACAUAUCAAACCAUUAUUUGCCCAGCAGCCAGGAGAGAUGCUGCGGAUUUGCAGAAAAUGCGUAAAGAAAAAGGAAAUUGGUAAUGGCAAGAGUAGUUCCUGAAGCAGAUAAUUUUAUGAUGUUUCUUAAGUUAUUUACAACUCAAGGUAUCCUGAGGUACUGAAAACUAUGACAUAAAUUGAUACAAUCAAAUUUUUGUGCAAACAGUUUUACAGGUAGUAAAACUAAGUUAUUUAUCUUCAAGUAUUUGACUUAUUACAGUGCAUCUGAUAAAACUGGAGCCAUAGCAAUAAAAGGUAAUUUGACAGCUGAUUUAAAUAUCAAGCAAUUUCAACCUGCCUGACACUUUUCUGAAUGGUAUAAAUCACCCAACAACCUAAUUGGAACUAAAAGCAGUAAUUUAAAUUUUCAAAUACGUUCUCCUUCAACAUGCAAGGAUGUAAAAUUACUAAAGAUCAAUGGCUGGAACUUGACUUUUAACAUGCCUUCUGGGAGAUAAAAAUUAAUUGAGUAAGAGAUUUCCUUUUAUUGCUUUGGUGGCUCCAGUUUCAGCUGAUGCUUUGUGGCACACCUUUGUGCCUGUGUUGGAUACACAUACACAGUGCUGCCCCUAGAAAUUAACUUAUAUGUAACUACCAAACCUAAUGACUUGGUAUGUAGGUUUUUUGCACACAAAAAUAGGGGUAAACUAUUGAAAUAAGUACAUUGUUGUAAUUGGCAUCAGCAGCAUUACAUUAAUAUUCUUGAGCUGUUUGUAUGCAUUUCAGUAUUUAAGUGUUAUUGCAGUUUAUUAUAUGUAUGUUAAUCCUUUACCUCUUAACAUCAGUAUGCAUAUUCUCCAUAUUGUUCUCCAUACAUUCCAAAGAAGCUGAUUAGGAGAAUUUGUUUAACAAUCAAGAGUUGCUUUAGUUGGUGAUCAUAUCCUCAAUUCUUAUAACUUUCAUGUUUGAUUCAAGGGUGAUAUAGUAGGGAGAAAUUAGAUGCUAGUCACUCUUAGAGGCCAAAGGGUUGAUCAACACUUCCAGUCCUGCAAAUUGUGUUGGACAGAAGUAAGAGAGAUGAGAUAUUCCCACACCAGGAUCAAUGCAUAAAUAGGCUCAAACUUUUGACUGGCAAUAUUACAAACAUCAUCAAAUCUCAAUUUCCCAGUUUCAUAUUUUGGACACUAACAUCAAGAAAGGUGAUUGACUCUGGGAUUAGCAAUUAUUUUAGUUCUUUGGAAAAAAAAAAUUACAUUUUGAGAUUACGGAGAUUUUUCCUUGGAACUUAUUAUGAUUUUCUGUAACAGCAGGGAUAUUUACCUUUCUCUCUCUUUUUUCUUUUUCUUCUCUUUAUUUCAAUUAGUAUGGAAGGGAACGAUUAGAUUGUGUCGUGGAGUGGAAGGCUUAUUAAGUGUCCAGAAUCUCUAUUUUCUUUUCACUCUUAGGCCCUUAGGUUUAUUGGGAAGUCUAAACACUUCUGACGUCUUUCUAUUUCACAAUGACAUGUUUUUGUCUAGUAAGGAUGCAUUCAUCUUAUUUAGUAUGUUAAGAGAGCAUCCUGGUCCAAAAUAUUUUAAAGGUCAAAUUUUGAUGAUCCUUUUUGGCCUUUUCAAAUUGAUUCCUUCUUCAUUACAUUUGAAAUAAACACAAAAACAUAGAAGUCUAGGAACUAGGCAUAUAAUUGUGCUAGCCUGAUAUAAUUUUUGUGAAGUGUUAACUCCAUGUUUGAUGAACACAUGUGAUCAAGAAGGCACAUUUUGGGAUUUUUCUCCAAACCAGAGAAAAUUUGAAAAUUUGGACUGGGCAGAUUUUAGUAGAAAAAAUUGUUAAGUAACACUAAGUUCACCAGAUCACCCUAAGCUAUUGCUGACCUUGAUUCUGAAGAAUUAAUUAGUUAUCAUCACCAUGUUAGAUCUAUUUGAUAGAGACUUCAGUUUAAAGGAGCUCUGUUUCGUGCUUGUAAAUAGCAAAGAAUUAAAAAAGAUUGAAUAGGUACAUAUUUUAAGGCUGUAAAUUUUAAAUAUGCCUGACAAAUGAGAGAAGUUUGGUAUUAUUAUUUGUAUUCCUUGCCACAUUUAUCAGUUAUACACCAGCAUGUAUUGAUACCUAAUUUUGAAUGUGAGAUGUAUUAGUAUGUUCAUGAAUUACAAGGAAAAUAAUACAUUUUGCUUAUGAGAAACA